GAGGAAUCAUUUUCCGUCCCGCUGGGUCUUUUUUGUUUUAAAAUAUAAAAAUAAAGGUCACAAAAUGUGACUAUUUAAGCAAAUCUGCGAGUGGUAUGUCAGCUGAAUAAGUUGUAAACAUCACGGCUAACAGACGACUAUUUUAACAAAUUUUUCACUGAUAUUCCGACUUCUAGAAGUUCGUUCCAGGACAAGAACUAAACCUCGUCAAACAUUCGGCUAUUUGACAGCAGUUUUCAUUUUGACCUUGAGGCCUCGUCACCCUGCCCCAUAUACUAACAGUAUAAAUAAAAACAUUUUCUUUUCUCGAUCAGCUUUCGUUGGACUUGCACUUGCUUAUGUGAUCCAAACGGCGGUCAUGACUCAAUACGCUGUCAGAAAAUCAUCAGAUGUCGAGAAUUUCAUGACGUCUGUGGAACGAGUUAUGACGUAUACCAAGUUGGACCCUGAGUCUGGGUACAAUGUGGGACGACGUCCUCCUGAACAAUGGCCAAGUGAAGGAAAUAUCACCUUCCAAGACGUAUCAUUGACUUAUUAUCCGGGGGGACCCCAAGUGUUGAGGAAAAUCAAUCUUAAUAUUAAAGGAGGAGCAAAGAUUGGUGUCGCUGGUCGCACAGGUGCGGGCAAGUCAUCUUUUGUGGCAGCUUUGCUGCGCAUGCCUGACACUGAUGGAGAGAUAAUGGUUGAUGGUGUAAAAAUAAAGAAGAUUAACCUCCAACAAGCUCGAAGAUGUAUAUCCGUUCUUGGCCAAAGCCCUGUCCUGUUUAGUGGAUCACUCAGAAAAAAUCUCGAUCUCGUAGAGAGAUUCCAAGAUGCAGAUUUAUGGCGAGUUUUAGAGGAUGUGCAACUAAUAGAUUUGGUAGAAGGUCUGGAGGGACAGCUGGAUCACGAGCUGCUGGAACAUGGUGCAAACGUCAGCGUUGGAGAACGGCAGUUAAUUUGUUUGGCUCGUGUACUGUUACAGCAAAACAAGAUUAUCGUAUUGGAUGAGCCCACUGCACACGUGGAUCCACAGACAGAACAAACAAUGUGGAGUGUAGUACGUGAGAAAUUGAAGAAUUCCACAGUCAUCACAAUAGCUCAUCGUCUGAACACCAUCAGAGACUGUGACAAGAUUCUGGUUUUUAAGGAGGGAGAGGUGACCGAGUUUGAUACCUUUGACAUGCUACUGAGCGAUAUCAAUAGAUAGUGUACUCUGUGGACCUUCUCUCCGUCCGGAUAACAAUGAACAAUGAAGAAUCGUGCAUCGCUAUUGAUGAACUUAAGUCAUUGACAACAUUUUUUAUUUCUCAUAAUCAUCAAGGCAGUCGCUAAGAAAAACGUCUUCAAUUAAGUGGUGCUGGGUAACUGACUAUUAUUUUUUACUUGUUUUAUGGGAUGUUUAAGGUGUUAGUUUCACAAAGUUGAUGACCACUCGCUAGUCACAAGUUAAAUUUCCAUAACUUCAUCGAUUGUCAUCUAGCAAUCGUUAUCAAUUGCCUGAUUACUUACAAUCUUUUGUACUACCGAUAUCAUCUCUCUUGUAAUGAUGCACCUACAUGUUGAAAAAAAUAGGCAUGCAAGACGUGCAAGAGUUUUUUUUUAGGUGAAUUAAAAGCCUCUGGAGGAAGGAGCAUUUCAGUAGACUCCUAACUGUAAUGGUUAGGUUGAUAUCCGACAAGUUUGUCUAGUUACGAUCUACAGC
Orbicella faveolata is the source of this 1684-nucleotide messenger RNA. RefSeq names its product multidrug resistance-associated protein 4-like. The record is from RefSeq and is a predicted model, not a curated record. NCBI's taxonomy places the organism in Eukaryota, Metazoa, Cnidaria, Anthozoa, Scleractinia, Merulinidae.